Vicugna pacos (alpaca) is the source of this 6663-nucleotide messenger RNA. The record is from RefSeq and is a predicted model, not a curated record. Lineage: Eukaryota; Metazoa; Chordata; Mammalia; Artiodactyla; Camelidae.
GCCUGUCCGGAAAAAACAUCCCUCAGCGUAGCCAGAGCUACAUUUAAUCCACGCUGUUGACAGCCCGCGCGUCGACAGGGAUGGACUUUUCUGCACGCCGGGAGGACUGGCGUGCGCAGAGGAAGGGAGGGGCUGAGGGCUGGGGGAGGAGAUCGGAAGGGAAGAGGUAAUCCCCGGCGUUUUGAGCAUCCCCUUUUUAGAAAGACUGAGUCUCUCCCAGGACAGCUGCUGCGGUCACACCACAAACUUAAAAGCUGCCCUCCCGCUCUGAGCGUGCCUUUCCUCACCGCCCUCGCCUCCUCAGAGCUCCAGCUGGUGCCUGGCUCCGCGCCGCUCGAGCAAGACGCUCGGGGGUCAGCAGCGCCCCCUGCCUCCCAGCCUGGUCGCUGCGAACGCAGCCUCCGCGCUUCGCCAGGGCCGCCGGCGGCUCCGCGGCACAGCCAGGGCUGCCGCUCACAGGAGGUCGCGCCGGUGCCCGGGGUAGCCGCGUCGCUCGCCCACAGCCCGCAUCCCCUUCCUCUCUCUCUGAAAAGAUAUUGGGCAAAGAGAGAGGGAGAGAAGAGUCUGCGGCAGAGUCGUGGUCAUCAUCUGAGUGGUGAAGUUGCUUGUAUCCUAUACAUACAGACAGAUAACAGCUGUUUCCCAGGACGGAGCCUCACUCCAUACCAGGUUAAAUUCGCACCAUUUGAAAGAGAACAUUGUUUUCAUCAUGAAUGUUAAUAAAGAUGAGAGACUAAAGUCCAGAAGCCACUAUUUUUGCCUUUUUCAUGCCUUGAUGAUGCUAAGCAUGACCACGCUGUUUCUUCCAGUCAUUGGAACUUCUAAGCAAAAUAUUCCACGACUCAAGCUAACCUACAAAGACUUGCUGCUUUCAAAUAGCUGCAUUCCCUUUUUGGGCUCAUCAGAAGGACUGGACUUCCAAACCAUUCUAUUAGAUGAGGAGAGGGGCAGGCUGCUCCUGGGAGCCAAGGACCACAUCUUCCUGCUCAGUCUGGUUGACUUGAACAAAAAUUUUAAGAAGAUUUAUUGGCCUGCUGCAAAGGAACGGGUGGAACUAUGUAAAUUAGCUGGGAAAGAUGCCAAUACUGAAUGUGCAAAUUUCAUCCGAGUACUUCAACCCUAUAACAAAACUCAUGUUUACGUGUGUGGAACUGGAGCAUUUCAUCCCAUAUGUGGAUAUAUUGAUCUUGGAGUCUACAAGGAGGAAGUUAUUUUCAAACUGGACACACAUAAUCUGGAGUCUGGCCGUCUGAAAUGUCCUUUUGAUCCUCAACAACCUUUCGCUUCCGUAAUGACAGAUGAGUACCUGUACUCUGGAACAGCUUCUGAUUUCCUUGGCAAGGAUACUGCGUUCACACGGUCCCUUGGGCCUACUCACGACCACCAUUACAUCAGAACGGACAUCUCCGAGCACCACUGGCUCAAUGGAGCGAAAUUUAUUGGAACUUUUCCCAUUCCAGACACUUAUAAUCCAGAUGAUGAUAAAAUAUAUUUCUUCUUUCGUGAAUCAUCUCAAGAAAGCAGUACUUCUGAUAAGACCAUCCUUUCUCGAGUUGGAAGAGUUUGUAAGAAUGAUAUAGGAGGACAACGCAGCCUGAUAAACAAAUGGACCACUUUUCUCAAGGCCAGAUUGAUUUGCUCAAUUCCUGGAAGUGAUGGGGCAGACACUCAUUUUGAUGAGCUUCAGGACAUUUACUUACUCCCCACAAGAGAUGAAAGAAAUCCUGUGGUCUAUGGAGUCUUUACCACAACCAGCUCCAUCUUCAAAGGCUCUGCUGUGUGUGUGUAUAGCAUGGCUGACAUCAGAGCAGUCUUCAAUGGUCCAUAUGCUCAUAAGGAAAGCGCAGACCAUCGCUGGGUGCAGUAUGAUGGAAGAAUCCCGUACCCCCGACCUGGCACAUGUCCAAGCAAAACCUAUGACCCACUGAUUAAGUCCACCCGAGAUUUCCCAGAUGAUGUCAUCAGUUUCAUAAAGCGGCACCCUGUGAUGUAUAAAUCAGUCUAUCCAGUUGUGGGAGGACCAACGUUCAAGCGCAUCAAUGUGGAUUACAGACUGACACAGAUUGUGGUGGAUCACGUUGUCGCAGAAGAUGGCCAGUAUGACGUAAUGUUUCUUGGAACAGACAUUGGAACAGUCCUGAAAGUGGUCAGCAUUUCGAAGGAGAAGUGGAAUAUGGAAGAGGUAGUACUGGAGGAGUUACAGGUCUUCAAGCAUUCAUCAAUCAUCUUGAACAUGGAGUUGUCUCUGAAGCAGCAACAAUUGUACAUCGGGUCCCGGGAUGGAUUGGUUCAGCUCUCCUUGCACAGGUGCGGCACUUACGGCAAAGCCUGCGCAGACUGCUGUCUUGCCAGGGACCCCUACUGUGCCUGGGACGGAAGCGCAUGUUCGCGAUACGCACCCACUUCAAAAAGGCGAGCUAGACGCCAAGACGUGAAGUAUGGGGACCCAAUCACCCAGUGCUGGGACAUAGAAGACAGCAUUAGUCAUGAAGCUGCUGAUGAAAAGGUGAUUUUUGGCAUUGAAUUUAAUUCAACCUUUCUGGAAUGUAUACCUAAAUCCCAACAAGCAUCUAUUAAGUGGUAUAUCCAGCGGUCAGGAGAUGAACAUCGGGAGGAGGACAGAUUCUUAAAUGAAAAAAAGUUGAAACCCGAUGAAAGGAUCAUCAAAACAGAAUAUGGGCUACUGAUUCGAAGUUUGCAGAAGAAGGACUCUGGGAUGUAUUACUGCAAAGCACAGGAGCACACUUUUAUCCACACCGUAGUGAAGCUGACUUUGAACGUCAUUGAGAAUGAACAGAUGGAAAAUACCCAGAGGGCAGAGCACGAGGAGGGGCGGGUCAAGGACCUCUUGGCUGAGUCACGGUUAAGAUACAAAGACUACAUCCAAAUCCUUAGCAGCCCAAACUUCAGCCUCGACCAGUACUGUGAACAGAUGUGGCACAGGGAGAAGCGGAGACAACGAAACAAGGGCGGCCCCAAGUGGAAGCACAUGCAGGAAAUGAAGAAGAAACGGAAUCGAAGACACCACAGAGACCCGGACGAGCUUCCUAGAGCAGUGGCCACGUAGUUUCUAUUUAAUUUAAAGAAAAGAAUUUUUUGCCUGCGGAAACACUGUCUCUGUUUCGUAAUCCUUAUGCUAACUCUUAAGAGCUUUCCAUGGAGUUUUGCCAAAGCACAAGAACAUGACCUGAAUAAGGUCCUGGACGGUGGAUACGGCACUUGAGGACAAACCAUUCAUCUGAACCAGUUUCAAGAUCUGAAAUUACACUGCCGUGUCAGAACUGGCCUCAAAACAGGGGCUUCCCGUUUGCAGAUGUUUUAUUUUCUGAGUUUUGAAUUUAUUAUGUCAUGCAAACAACUGAGCUAGGGAAGCAUGGGAUCUGGUUACUAUAAGAAGGCGCUUUGUUUCCCUCUCACGGCCUUUAAGCAUGGAGUUUACCAUGCAGUUGUGCUGCAUGUUCUUAUGAACAGAUAUGUCAUUCCACUCUAGAACUGGCUACUUGGUGGUAGGGAUGGGAAGGAAGACACAAAUUCAUACAGCUCACAUUCUCAACAGGAGCUUUUCCAGUGAGCCAUUCACUCUGAGUGCAUGGUUUAGGAAUUUGGAGAGGUGCAUUAUUUCUUUCAGACCCCAGGGGUUACAUUUAGUGUCCUGCAGCAUUAAUUUACUGAAGGGCAUAAAUGCUCCUCCCAGGAUUCCUUAUGAUUUGUCAGGAGUCACAGGUUCACAGAGAGAAGCUGGUGCUCAGUUAUGUCUUUAGGAUAUAUGCUGAGUUUUACAGGGACAGAAUGCUUAAUAAAUAUUUUAAUAGGCUAUGGGAAAACAUUUUAGUAAAAUAAGGGAAACAUCAUGAUGUAGACUGCAUCCUAAUGGGAAGGCCUGCAGUGGGGAUUUGUUUAGAGAUAGAAGGAAAGACAGCCAUAAAUUCUGGCUUUGGGGAAAACUCAUAUCCCCAUAAAAAGGAGGAAAAAUCACAAAUACAGUGGGUGAAGUGUAAUGUAGCUUUAUCCACUAGAGUAUAUAAGUAGUUGCCAAUUUGUAAUCCAUCUGUUUGAAAAAUUCUAGGCUAUAUAACAAACUGCUAGCAAAAGUCUGAGGGAAAGUAAAUUUUCUGAAGGAUCAUGGGAAGAAUGAACACAAAUUUAUUUAUAACUAAUGGGGUUUUGGUGUGCACUUCCUCUCUUUUUUCUAAAAAUUCAUCAUACUCUAUAAAUUAUUUCUAUUUACUGCCUGUAUUCUCUCCUGACUAUUGGAUUAUUAGAUUUUAUUUGAGUGAAUAGGAAAAAACAAUAUAUACAUACGUAGAGAGAUAGACUUAGUUAGACAACAGUGGUGGGAGCGGGGUACUAUGUAUUUGUUGAAUAACAGAACAAAUGCAAAAAUUCUGACAACGGAAAGGGUUAAAUUAACUCUUUGACAUCUUUUCACAAAAUCUUGCAUUUCUGAGGUUACAUGCUGUAAUUCAAGUAGCAUUGUUUUAGUAACUUAAUAAAUAAGCCUUAAAUAAGCCUACUUCAUGUAAAAAAAACAAGCAACAUUAACAUAAACAUUUUUCAUAUUUUGUUAGCACUUUCAAAUGUUUCCAAUUUGGCCUUCCCUCUAAAUAUGUAUGGUGUGUUUCCUGCCUGUUCAAAGCAGGACUCACCUUUCCUUCAUAUAACACAAAACCCUUAGCCUUCUUCUGUUUUGCCUUUUCACGCUCUUUUUAGUGUGAAAUGAAAAAUUAGUCACUUCCUCACAUGGAAGGCAGCUUUUCAGAAAACUAAAUAGCAGACACUGCUCGUUUCUCAUGCAUUCUACGCAUCUUGAAAGUAAAGCCUGUGAGAACCCAUCUGAUUAGAGGGCAACUUACUAUAGAGUUCGGCAUCAUGUCUGUGACUGGCUUUACGUUCAAAACAUUCUAUCUUAACAUUCCUUUUACUUGCAAUGCUUACCUAUCUCAAAGUAGUCACUGAUACAUGAGGUUAAGUCAUCUUUUGAUACAAUACUCAUAAAUAUUUGUAGAUGUUUUACUAUAAGGAAAACUUAGGAAGGUAGGUUUUUCAAAAAGUGAACCAGAACAAAUCACUCUUAAAAAGUAAUCCAUAAGGACAGUUAUUAUACUAUCAGACUGUUAAGUGAAUACCGUAACAAGACUGUUUGUAACUAUUCAUUUGCUGGCUUAAAAUGUUCCAGGAACUCAUAAGAUGCUCUAAGUAUGUAAGUAGGAACUUGUUUUAUUUUUAAAGGAUUUCCAACUAUUUGUAUAUCAGACAGUAAUGAUCAAAUUAUGGAUAGCUUUGGGAAAAUUACACGAAGCUCAAAUGUUAGGAUUGACUUGUGAAAAUAAAUUUGGUUUUCAUCAAAAUAUGAAUGUCCAAGCCAUUUUUAAUUAAUUCUUUCUAAUCUUAGCUAUUCAGAAAAAAUUAAGGGCAACUUAUUUUACUGUACUGCUAACAUUCUGGCUGUUUUGGAUCUAAAACUAUUAAUUUAUGAUAAUUACUUUAAAAAUAUUUGAAAUAUUUUUAGUGAAAUAAAUAGUCAUAUAAUAAAAACAUGUGGGCAAAGAUUUAUGUGUAUUUAUAAAGAUAGAAGACAUCAAAGCUACGUUUAAUUUAAUCUUUUAAUUGCCUAGAACACUAAGAGGAACAGUGUGAAUAUAUUCAAUCUAGAGAUAAGACACAAUACAUAGUUCCUCACCACUGAAGGUUUUUUCUAAAUUUUCUUUGAAAUAAUGAAAAAUAAGAUUAUAGUUAAUAGUUUCAAAUAUGUUUGCUAAGAAAUCAGCUCUUUAUGGAGAGGUCUUAAAAGGUCUAUGUUUAUUCUUGGUUUCAUGUUUUUCUCCCAUUUUGAAUACAUAUAUCUCUGACUUACAUAUUCUCCCCUGCAUUUCAUUCCAGUUGUUUAUGCUGCUGAAUGGAAUCCUGACUGUCUGCAUUCGUUUACAUUCAAUUUAUUGGGAAUUUUAAGGGUUUGUUUAGAAAUGGAUCAUCUAAAUAAUUUAUGUAGAACCCAUUUCUUCCCCACCCCCUGCAAAGAGUUCAAAACACUACAUUCACAUUAUUGAAUAAACAUUUUUGAAAACCAACCAGAUUACUUAAGAAAUGGAAAAUACAGAGAAAUUUAGAAAUUUGCAAAAGCCACAACAGUAGUAGAAGAAUUGUAAUUCACACUGUACCUCAUCAGUCUGCUGGCUAAGUAAUGCUUAUUUAUAAUAUGCUGCCUGCAAAAUGGUCUUACUCUUGAAUAUAUUUUUUGGUCUAUGUUUCGGUUCUUUAUAUGCUAUUAACUUUUGUUCCUGCUGAAUUGUAUAGACUCAGCUAAAAAAUAAGUUUACAGUUGCCAGGGCCUGUUUUUCAACUUGAUCAAAAUUAAAUUUUCAAGGACAAUUUGAUAUCAUCCAGGUGUCUACAAUAUAUUAAAUUGAACAAGAGCAUUAAUUAAACACUGAUGUUUUAAACUCAAAUAUGAUAUAUUUUAUAUAUAUUAUAAAUACAAGUGGAAAUCAAAACUGAAGUAGCUUCCCUUUACAAUGUUACAUUUGUCUUGGACAACAUGUUGGAAUUCAUUAGCCUUAUUGGGAAGGGAUAGUUUAGAAAAAAAAAUUUGAAAUGUUUUUAUAGAAAUAUUUUUUCUCACAGUAAAUGACCACAAUAUUGAAAAAAUUUAACUUUCAACUGAGG